This is a messenger RNA of Metarhizium album ARSEF 1941, 2064 nucleotides long. RefSeq lists its product as uncharacterized. NCBI's taxonomy places the organism in Eukaryota, Fungi, Ascomycota, Sordariomycetes, Hypocreales, Clavicipitaceae. Gene Ontology annotation, molecular function: RNA polymerase II cis-regulatory region sequence-specific DNA binding; DNA-binding transcription factor activity, RNA polymerase II-specific; zinc ion binding. The coding region runs from base 1 to 2064 and encodes 687 amino acids. The transcript has a single exon. The record is from RefSeq and is a predicted model, not a curated record. Gene Ontology annotation, cellular component: chromatin. Gene Ontology annotation, biological process: regulation of transcription by RNA polymerase II; DNA-templated transcription.
AUGUCAGGCAUGGCAGCCUCCGGCUUAGCAGUUGGGGACGCCGCCUUUGACUCGCUCCCCCCGUGUGGCUACCCCUUAUUUGGCAGUGAGAUGGACAGCCAGCGAGCCUUUGCCGUGGAGGAUGACUUCACCGCGUGGCUGUUCAACGAAUCAUCCGUGGCUUCUUCAUCAUCCGUCGCAUAUCCGUCAUGGACAGGUGUGAUCCCCAGUCAUCUGGAUGCCGCUCGGCUUCAAUCUCAACUCGGCAUCAGUGAGACGGCCUAUGGGGCGUUAUCCGGCGGCGCCAUCGCAGACCGAUCCCCGAGUGCCGCCAGGUCGUCGGAUCCCGGGCCGCCGCGCAGCAUCAUGUCGGAAGACAAGCUCCAGGAACUCGUAGGCCUCAUGGCGACGCGGUUCAAUGAGGCAGCGCACCCGGCGGUGGCCAACCGCAAGGAGGCCUUCUUGGAGGGCGACAUGACCAACGACGAUCACAUCCUGAGUCUGCGAAUGGUGCGAACAUACCUGGAGGCAUUUUGGUUUUACUUUCACCCGCAGCUACCCAUCCUUCAUCGUCCGGCCUUUGUGGCGGACCAGGCACCCAACCUCCUUCUUCUGGCCGUCAUCGCAAUCGGGGCGUCGACGCUGGAUCGCGUCCACGGCCCGGAUGUGAUGGAGACAGUCUCCGAGUUGGCCAACUUCAUCGUCUGGCAUCUUCGCUGGGAGGUGUUUAUGGAUGCCGAGUUUCAGGCACCCACCAAACUCUGGGUGUUCCAGGCCCUGCUACUCAUAGAGAUCCACGAGAAGAUGUAUUCGACACGCUCCCUCCACGAGCGGGCGCAUAUCCAUCAUGACACCACGCUGGCCCUGAUGCGGCGCGGUAGCUUGUUCAUCGGGUGCUCGGCGGAUUCGUCGCAACCCAGCCGAGGAAGCGACGUGCUCGGCUCCAACAUGACGCUCGACUCUGGGUCGGACGAGUCCUGGACGAACUGGAUCAAGGCCGAGGCCACGCGGCGGGUUGUCUUUGCGGCCCUGGUGCUGGACUCUGCGCAUGCCGCCAUGUUUGGACAGCAUCCCAAGAUGGCGGCGCACGAGCUUCGGCUGCCGCUGCCGUGCGACGAGGCGCUCUGGUCGGCGACCAGCGCGGCCGAAGUCGUCCGCGUGCGUUCCAGCCUGCAAGCCAACGGCGGGACGCCCGUCAUCAUGUUUCUGGACGCGCUCAAGGAGACCCUCGAGGGACGGCGAGUGCGGACCGACGCCUUUGGUAUUCACAUCGUCAUGAGUGGACUGCUCAGCGUGUUGUGGUACAUGAAGCAGCGGGAGUCGCAACGGUCUUGCCCGCUCGACAUUCCGGGCAGCCGACAUCAUCGACGAUCGGCGUUGCUCCGAGCGUUUGAUAACUGGCGGCGGGACCAUGGCGAUGUCCUUGGCCGGGACGCAUCGCCAGCCUUGGGCUGCGAGUAUCGGGCGCGGCGGCCACCAGGCAAAGGUGGCUUCAUGGAAACGCGCGGCGUGCUGCAUGGCCUUGCCCAAAUGGCAUCGCGCGUCGACAUUCUCGAAUGUCAGAGCUUUGCCGACGCCGUCCAACGCGCGGGACGGUCGAGAGACGGCAGCGCCGCUGUUGAAAAGAUGGCUGAGCGAUGGAUCGUCGAGGCCUCAGCCCGCGAGGCCGCCUUCUACGCCCUGAAGUUCCUGUGCGAGUGUUUGCUGACGGGCGCUUCCGCCGCCGACGACGACGACGACGAUAACGACGAGGUCUAUUCGGGACGGGAGGACUACAGCCUCAACCGGCCGUGGGUAAUGUACAUGGCCGCACUGAUAGUCUGGUGCUAUGGGUUCGCCGUCGAUGGUCCAAUCGCCCUGCCGCCGACUCUGAUGACGGCUGCAGAGCAACGCCGCGACAUGAUGGAAUUCCUUCAGCGCAUGCGUGGCCUGCAAUCUCCCCAUGAUCUUCAGGCGAUGCAACGACGCAACCGGUGCCUGGGGUUGUUGAUGAUUCUGCGCGACGGCUUCGUCAACACGCGAUGGGAGCUGCUGACCGAGGCGGCCAAUGUGCUAGGCAGCUGCAUUGCACAGUUGCGCGGGUGA